GUUGAACUUUGUUUUUUUUUCUCUUCUUAACCUCAAAAAAAGAAAACGCAAAAUCAGAGAGCGAAAAUUAGAAUUGUCAUCGACCCAAUAUUAGUCUUUUCGUAUUUCACGAACCACUGCGAAAAUUUGAAGCCGCGCAAUUUUAGUAUAUAGCGAGAGUACGGUAGAAAAUGUUAGAGAUAACAUGUAACGACCGUCUCGGUAAGAAGGUUAGAGUCAAAUGCAACCCGGACGACACCAUAGGAGAUCUGAAAAAAUUGAUAGCCGCCCAGACGGGGACGCACUGGGAGAAGAUUGUAUUGAAAAAGUGGUACACCAUUUUCAAAGAUCACAUAAAGCUGCAAGAUUAUGAAAUACACGAUGGCAUGAAUUUAGAACUCUACUAUCAAUAAUUCUAAUAAAUGUAAAAUAUAUAUCAUACAUGCAUUAAAAAAAGCAGUUUUAAUA
This is a messenger RNA of Formica exsecta, 447 nucleotides long. Its product is annotated as ubiquitin-like protein 5. Bases 171 to 392 code for a protein of 73 amino acids. Gene Ontology annotation, biological process: mRNA splicing, via spliceosome; protein modification process. The transcript has 3 exons. Gene Ontology annotation, molecular function: protein tag activity; protein binding. The record is from RefSeq and is a predicted model, not a curated record. NCBI's taxonomy places the organism in Eukaryota, Metazoa, Arthropoda, Insecta, Hymenoptera, Formicidae. Gene Ontology annotation, cellular component: nucleus; cytoplasm.